Messenger RNA from Drosophila busckii, 3962 nucleotides. It is a transcript of the gene trp, whose product is annotated as transient receptor potential protein. The record is from RefSeq and is a predicted model, not a curated record. Gene Ontology annotation, molecular function: protein binding; inositol 1,4,5 trisphosphate binding; store-operated calcium channel activity. The transcript is spliced from 14 exons. Bases 190 to 3903 code for a protein of 1237 amino acids. Lineage: Eukaryota; Metazoa; Arthropoda; Insecta; Diptera; Drosophilidae. Gene Ontology annotation, cellular component: cation channel complex; membrane. Gene Ontology annotation, biological process: manganese ion transport; regulation of cytosolic calcium ion concentration; calcium ion transmembrane transport.
ACGCGACUAAUUGCAGACACCACAACGUGGUGUUGCCGAAAAAGGAUACGCAGCUGUUUGUGGUUAAUUUUUGGCUUGCCGCUAUUGCAAGGACAUUGCGCCGAGUGCAGCAACAAGCAAUGUGAAAGCAAAUUUAAAAUCAAUUUGAGUUUUUUGUAUUCGUGUUGCAAUAGACUUGUUGUCUACAAAAUGACAGAGUCAGAUGCUGAGAAAGCGGCUGGCUCGCGCCUGGACUACGAUCUAAUGAUGGCUGAGGAAUAUAUCCUGAGCGAUGUGGAAAAAAAUUUUAUUCUAGCCUGCGAGCGUGGUGAUCUGCCCGGUGUCAAAAAAAUACUCGAGGAUAAUCUGGAUGCGCCAACCGAUAAGUUCAACAUCAACUGCACAGAUCCCAUGAAUCGUUCGGCGCUCAUUUCGGCCAUCGAAAAUGAGAAUUUUGAUUUGAUGGUCAUAUUGCUAGAAAACAAUAUUGAGGUGGGCGACGCGCUCUUGCAUGCCAUAUCAGAGGAGUAUGUGGAGGCGGUGGAGGAGCUACUGCAGUGGGAAGAGACGCAUCACAAGGAGGGAGAGCCAUAUAGCUGGGAAUCUGUGGAUCGAUCCAAAUCCACCUUCACCACGGACAUAACACCAUUGAUUCUAGCUGCACAUCGCAACAAUUAUGAGAUACUCAAGAUUCUGCUGGAUCGUGGUGCCACGCUGCCCAUGCCACACGACGUCAAGUGCGGCUGUGAUGAGUGCGUCACGUCCCAGACAUCGGACUCCUUGCGUCACUCGCAGUCGCGUAUUAAUGCCUAUCGUGCGCUUUCGGCCAGCUCGUUGAUAGCGCUCAGCUCACGUGAUCCAGUGCUAACCGCUUUUCAGUUAUCCUGGGAGUUGAAACGUUUGCAGGCAAUGGAAUCGGAGUUUCGGGCAGAGUAUACGGAAAUGCGUCAAGCUGUGCAGAACUUUGUUACAUCGCUGCUGGAUCAUGCUCGCACCUCCAUGGAAUUGGAAGUGAUGCUCAACUUCAAUCAUGAGCCAUCGCAUGAGAUAUGGUCACCCGGACACCGACAGACACUGGAGCGUCUAAAGCUUGCCAUACGCUACAAACAAAAAACGUUUGUGUCGCAUCCGAAUGUGCAGCAAUUGCUGGCGGCGAUUUGGUAUGAGGGCUUGCCGGGCUUUCGACGCAAACAGGCCUCGCAGCAACUCAUGGACGUUGUCAAGCUGGGCUGCAGCUUUCCCAUUUACAGCUUGAAAUAUAUACUAGCGCCCGAUUCUGAGGGUGCCAAGUUUAUGCGCAAGCCUUUCGUCAAGUUUAUAACACACUCCUGUUCCUACAUGUUCUUUCUGAUGCUUUUGGCCUCUGCCUCACUGCGCGUGGUGCAAAUAACCUUUGAACUUUUGGCUUUUCCCUGGAUGCUGACCAUGCUCGAGGAUUGGCGAAAACACGAACGUGGCUCCUUGCCAGGACCCAUUGAAUUGGCUAUUAUUAUGUAUAUUGCCGCCUUGAUAUUUGAAGAACUCAAGACAUUAUAUGCCGAUGGCUUAUUUGAGUACAUAAUGGAUCUCUGGAAUAUAGUAGACUAUAUAUCGAACAUGUUCUAUGUCACCUGGAUUCUAUGCAGAGCCACCUCUUGGAUCAUAGUGCAUCGGGAUUUGUGGUUUCGCGGUAUUGAUCCGUUCUUUCCACGCGAACAUUGGCAUCCAUUUGAUCCCAUGCUAUUGUCGGAGGGCGCCUUUGCUGCUGGCAUGGUCUUCUCCUACUUAAAGCUGGUGCACAUAUUUUCUAUCAAUCCGCAUCUGGGACCGCUGCAAGUCUCUCUGGGACGCAUGAUCAUCGAUAUUAUCAAGUUUUUCUUCAUCUACACACUGGUGUUGUUUGCCUUUGGAUGCGGUCUGAACCAACUGCUCUGGUACUAUGCCGAGCUGGAGAAGAACAAAUGCUAUCAUUUACAUCCAGAUGUGGCCGACUUUGAUGACCAGGAGAAGGCUUGCACCAUCUGGCGUCGCUUCUCCAACCUGUUUGAGACUUCCCAAUCGCUCUUCUGGGCCUCCUUUGGUCUGGUGGACUUGGUCUCCUUUGACUUGGCUGGCAUCAAGAGCUUUACACGCUUCUGGGCUUUGCUGAUGUUCGGCUCCUACUCGGUCAUUAAUAUUAUUGUCCUGCUUAACAUGCUGAUUGCCAUGAUGUCCAAUUCAUAUCAGAUUAUUUCUGAGCGUGCUGAUACCGAGUGGAAGUUUGCGCGCUCACAGCUUUGGAUGAGCUACUUUGAGGAUGGUGGCACCAUACCACCGCCAUUUAAUCUCUGCCCUAACAUGAAAAUGGUGCGCAAGACUUUUGGAAGCAAGCGUCCCUCACGCACCAAGAGCUUCAUGCGCAAGUCCAUGGAGCGAGCGCAGACUUUGCAUGACAAAGUGAUGAAGCUGCUGGUGCGUCGAUAUAUUACCGCUGAGCAGCGACGCCGUGACGAUUUUGGCAUCACAGAGGAUGACAUAAUUGAAGUGCGACAAGACAUCAGUUCGCUGCGCUUUGAGCUGCUGGAGAUUUUCACCAACAACAGCUGGGAGGUGCCGGAUAUUGAGAAGAAGACGCAGGCUGCUGCUCGCACCACCAAGGGCAAGGUAAUGGAACGUCGCAUAUUGAAGGACUUUCAGAUUGGGUUCGUGGAGAACCUCAAGCAGGAAAUGGACGAGUCCGCAAUGGGACGCGAUAUAUUUGCCUCACUGGCCAAGGUUAUUGGUCGUAAAAAGACGCAGAAGGGUGACAAGGACUGGAAUGCCAUUGCCAGAAAGAAUACUUUCCAUUCGGAUCCGAUUGGCUCCAAACGCUCCUCCAUGCAGCGUCAUAGCCAGCGCAGCUUGAGGCGCAAAAUUAUCGAGCAAGCCAACGAGGGUCUACAAAUGGAUCAAACCCAGCUUAUAGAAUUCAAUCCCAACUUGGGCGAAGUGACGCGUGCCACGCGUGUUGCCUAUGUUAAGUUUAUGCGCAAGAAAAUGGCUGCUGACGAGGUUUCCAUAGCAGAGACAGACGAUGAUAAGACCAAGGAUGAGAACGAUAAGAAGCCCGAUGCUAGCGGCUCUAGAAAAUCAGCAAGCAGCGCGGCUGGUGGUGCUAGUGUUGCUGGUGCUACUGGUGGUAGUGCUGCUUCCAUGUUAGCAGCAGCUGCCAUGCGCGCCUCCGUCAAGAAUGUAGAUGAGAAGAGCCAAGAUGCUGACAAAAAGGACGAUAAGAAAACAACGGAUGACAAGAAGCCAGAUGCCAAACCUGGCGAGCAGAAAUCCAUGCAGAUAGCAAUAAAGCCUACUAUUGGCGCCAAACCAGGUGAACCUCAGAAACCUGGCGAUGCAACUAAGCCCAAUGCACCUGCACCUCCAACCAAGCCCACAGAUGCUAAGCCAGCAGCCCCCAAACCAGCACAGACGGCUAAGCCUGAAGCGGCGGCCAAGAAGGAGGAAGCAACCAAAAGCGAAGCGGCCAAGCCACCAACUGCAGCAGCUGCCACAGCAUCCAAAAGCGCUGCACCCACUGCGCCAGCAGAUGCCAAGCCGGAUGCGGAGGCUAAAACCACAAGCGCUGCAGCACCUAGUAGCAACAAGGCAGCAAAUGAAACAAGCGGAGGUGCCACACCGGCAGCCAAGCCAGAUGACAAGAAGCCAGAUGAUAAGAAAACCGAGAAGCCGGAAAAGGAUGGCAAAUCGGACGACUCUAAGGCGACAACGGGAUCAGCAGCUAAGCCUGCUGAAGCAAAGCCUGGCGAUGGCAAAGGUGCCGAGGAGGCAAAGAAACCAGGGGAUGACAAGAAGCCGGCACCGGCACCUGCACCUGCCAAGCCGGCCAUUAAGGUAGGCCAAAGCAGCGCAGCAGCGGGAGGAGAACGUGGCAAGUCGACUGUUACAGGUCGCAUGAUCUCUGGCUGGCUUUAAAAAUAAAAUGUUAAUUUUAACCGCAAACAGAUGAAUACAUUUAAUAAACGAGCUCUAAG